AUGUUGGUCGUCGAUGUGGCCGCGGAGACGCCCCGCUCGUACCGUAUCCCGUAUAGCUUCGAUGAUUAUCACGAGGCCUGGCACCACCUGCGGGGUGGCUUUUGUCUGUUGGCCGACGGCUUUGAUCUGAACGGGCAGAUGUGCCUCGUCGUGAACGUUGGCUUUUAUCCUGUGUCUCGCAAGAAGACCCAGUUCUGGGUCAUGAAGCCGCCAUGUGAGCUUGAGGGCAAGGGGCAGGAGGACGACAAGCUGUAUUGGGAUCUACGCUAUAUCUUCUGCUUCGACGACCCCUUCACCCUCACCAUGCCGAGGGGCGCCUGGAUUGACCACGCCCAGACGUUAUGCUACAGGUUUGGAAAUUUUGUGUACAAGUAUGACACGAGAGGAUACUCAUCGCCCUCCAACGUUGAUUCUCUCUUGUUUGACGAGCGACUGGAUCUCCCGGAUGCUCCUCGGUAUCCGUCAUAG
Molecule: messenger RNA, 468 nt
Organism: Miscanthus lutarioriparius
Lineage: Eukaryota; Viridiplantae; Streptophyta; Magnoliopsida; Poales; Poaceae
Source: the annotation of a GenBank genome assembly